AGAGCGAUAUCGAUCCAGCAUCUUACAAGAAUAAAUCGUUGUUGAACAGCUUCAGCGAGCAAGGCUGUCACAAUGAGGGUCGAGACGUGCUAUUUUUGUUCGCAGCCAGUUUAUCCCUCCAAAGGGAUAACUUUUGUGCGCAACGAUGCCCGGACUUUCAGAUUUUGCCGGAGCAAGUGCCACAAGAACUUUAAGAUGAAGAGAAACCCUCGCAAGCUCAAAUGGACAAAAGCCUUCCGCAAGGCGGCGGGCAAGGAGAUGACUGUCGACAGCACCCUCACCUUUGCCGCUCGCCGCAACGUUCCUGUCCGCUACAACCGCGACCUCGUUGCUACUACCCUCCGGGCCAUGCAGCGCGUGUCCGAUAUCCGGGAACGCCGCGAGAAAGUCUUCUACAGACAGCGCAUGGCCGGCAACAAGGAGAAGCAGCUUGCCGCAGACCGCAAACUGGUCGCCGAGAACGAGCACUUGCUUCCCAAGGUCCGCGCGUCGGAGAGACUGGCAGAGGAGCCGGAAGUCAUGGAGGAGGAGCAGAGACUCGAGAUCCCCGUCGAGGGCGGCAAAGUCAAGGGCAAGAAGAAGCUCAUUGUUGGCAAGGGUGUCGAGGACGAGAUGGAUGUCGAUUAAAGAGGAUGAAGAAAGGGAGCAUGAGACAACCCGGUAUCUUUCCGACUGUACUUGUCGCCAAGUCACUCUUUCGGAUUGUGCUUGGGCUCUUUUAUUUCCCUUCACCUUGGCAUAUGUUUUGCUGUUGUGCAAAUUCUUUUGUGCAAAAAGACUUUUUGCUUGUUCGCAUCAAGAACCAGGCGUUUUGGGAACCAUGUUGGAUUUGGAGUUUCGGGUUCAUGGCAGCUAUAUUCUAUAUUAGCAGCACCAGCCACACCAGAAGAGAAAGAAAAGUCUUAUUUACGAUAUCAAAUAUAUUAUUAUUAGACAC
Molecule: messenger RNA, 937 nt
Organism: Xylona heveae TC161
Lineage: Eukaryota; Fungi; Ascomycota; Xylonomycetes; Xylonales; Xylonaceae
Product: ribosome biogenesis protein RLP24
Exons: 5
Coding region: 73-627 (184 amino acids)
Biological process (GO): ribosomal large subunit biogenesis
Cellular component (GO): nucleolus
Source: RefSeq, a predicted model, not a curated record